AUGUUCAAACGAGUAGCAAAGGCAACGAGCAAGAAGGUCCUUGUCGACGACCUCAAGGACGCAGCCGGCGACGACACCGCCAUUGGCAUCGACAAGCUGGUCGACGAAUCCUCGAGCUCCGAAGGCGAAGACUCGGACGGAGAUGACGACGACGAUGACAGCGAAGACGAUCAAGAUGUCGAAAAAGAUGGCGAAGCUGAAGAUGAGGACUCCCCAAAAGCAGGCUCGAAACGCAAGCGCUCCAAGGACGAACAACAAGACGAGCAAGCAGACGACGUUGCAGCUCAAGUAACAAUAGACGAUGCCAUCAAGGACCCCAUCUACGUCCCCACGGAAGGCGAGAAAAAGCACGGCAUCUUUGCUUCCCGCUGCAUUGUCUGCGAAGCUGCCGUGCUGAAAAGCACCGAUCUCGUCAACGCGCAUCUCGAAGCCAAGGCACACAAGCGCCGCUUGGAGCGCUUUCAUCAGUUUGUUCAAAAUCAGCUCUCUGAAACGCAGCGCAAAGCCUUGGAUGCAAGAGACGCUGUCGAACAGAUGGAUGCUUGGAAGGCUCAACAGGACGAACUCGAAAAGCAGAAGCUUGCAGCAGCUCCACCGAGUAAGAGGGCUUUGGCCAAGAAGAGAAGGCAGCCGAGUUCCGCCAGAAAAAGAAGGAGCAGUACUUGA
Sporisorium graminicola is the source of this 666-nucleotide messenger RNA. RefSeq lists its product as uncharacterized. The record is from RefSeq and is a predicted model, not a curated record. The coding region runs from base 1 to 666 and encodes 221 amino acids. The transcript has a single exon. Lineage: Eukaryota; Fungi; Basidiomycota; Ustilaginomycetes; Ustilaginales; Ustilaginaceae.